CACAGGAACAAGAUCGACUCAGACCAACCUCGCUAUGAAGUCCACAUCCAUCAAGUCGUCCGUCCCCGUCCUCUUUACGUUCCUGCAGCUGGCUUCCUCAAACUUCAUUGCCCCUUGGGCUCGUGGUCCUGGACCCUUAUUCGAAAGUCUACAAGGCCGCAACGGUGUCACGUUAGGACGCUUGUCCAACUCCGCGGCAGCACGAGGUCUCCAUGUCGACAUCUCGAGCCGCCAGGAGGAGGAGUGUAUAGACCCCGGCUACCUUCCCUGCCCUAAUAUCCCCGACUCAUGCUGUCCCGCUGGAUACAACUGCUUCUCCGAAGGUUGUUGCGUUGGGACUCCCGCAGGGUUUGAGCCAUGUCCAGACAGCCAAUGGUGCUACAGACCUGGUUUGGAUAUAUGUUGUCCCAACGGAUCAUGCCUGACGGACUACACCUGCUGUGACAAUCAAUGCUGCAAAUCAAUCGCCUACUGCGGCUCCGACGGCUGGUGCUCUGCGUGCCCUCCAGUGACGAGGACCGAGGUGAUCACGACGAUAUCCACCACGCUCCAAGUGGUCCAAGUGACGGUCACGAAGCUGGAGGAGCCCGAAGAGGCAAGCGACUUCAGCUGCAUCCCCGUGACGGUGACCAACAGCGAUAACGCGAUCUGGGCGCUCGACGCGGACUGCGCUCUCUCGUAUAGUCCCCCCACCACCACUUCCACCAGCAGUGAGGCUGGAGCUGACGCGGCAGUCGUUCGCAACCCCAUUCUGCGGGAAAGACAGUUCUCCUGCACACCCUUCGCCACGGAGACCGAAUUCGUGACUUUGACGAGCAUCUCCACCUUGAAGUCGACUGUGAUGCGGACCGUUUCCACUACGUUAUCUGAAUCGGAAUUCUCAUGCCCUACCAUGGCUUUUACGAAUGCUGGUGGCGUGCUUUCGCUAGAUGCGUCUUGCGGGCUGGCGUUCUCACUAGCUUUGCCGAGCUCCAGCUCCGCCAUAGCUGGAAGCAAUAGUCCCGGAAGUAGUGGUGGUGGUCUGAAGUUGGCUGGGGGGACCAUACAAGUCUGCGCUGUGCAAGGAUGGCAGGUAUUCAUUGUGAGCCUUGUGGGAUUUUUAAUAUUGUAGUGUCAUCUCAUUUUGAGAGAAUGCGGUGGUAAUACGAGUAUCUAAUUACUUGAAUUGGGUUUUAUGGAGCUGGAUGCACUCAAGGUGUGAUAGCGCCAAGUUGAUAGUAUUUGAGGCAGGUUUUGGA
Messenger RNA from Phialemonium atrogriseum, 1238 nucleotides. RefSeq lists its product as uncharacterized. The record is from RefSeq and is a predicted model, not a curated record. The transcript has 2 exons. The coding region runs from base 35 to 1111 and encodes 358 amino acids. NCBI's taxonomy places the organism in Eukaryota, Fungi, Ascomycota, Sordariomycetes, Cephalothecales, Cephalothecaceae.